This is a messenger RNA of Zerene cesonia (dogface butterfly), 1549 nucleotides long. RefSeq names its product 39S ribosomal protein L37, mitochondrial (gene mRpL37). Gene Ontology annotation, cellular component: mitochondrion. Lineage: Eukaryota; Metazoa; Arthropoda; Insecta; Lepidoptera; Pieridae. The coding region runs from base 118 to 1353 and encodes 411 amino acids. The record is from RefSeq and is a predicted model, not a curated record. The transcript has 5 exons.
AAUGUCUUUCCUUAACUGUCAAGUGUUAACUGUCAAUUCCUAUAACCUGUGUUUUGCACGAUUUUACGUAAAUCCGAGUAUAUUUCAUACUAAAAAGGCAAUAAUAUCUGAAAUAAAAUGAAACUGUCGAGAGUUUUAUACGCUCAACAUAUUGGUUUUAUGUUUAAAAAGCACUGGGUAGUACAAGGCAAACGUGUACCUAUAGAUACUGGUGUCGAACAGUAUCUAAAAGAAAAAGGCAUAAAAGUUGAGGAUGCGCUAGAAUUUGUGAAAGAAAAACCGGUUCAGCAUGAAAGGCUUGAAAUUGUAGGGCCUUAUGAAAGACCCUUACCAUUAGACGAAAAUCACCCAGAUUACAAGGAAAGGCCUUGUUACACCCUUAAAAAUACAAAUGUUCUCCUGGAGGGUGUGUCCCAAGCACAAGUUUUAACUAAAACUCUCAUAGCUGAAAAUAAACUGCCACCGAGAAUAGAAGAGUUGGCCCAACUACCAGCACCAAAAGCUGUUCACGAAGGAGUUAAAAAAGCAAUCUUAAGUGCAAAUGUGUUUGAUUGUGAACAGAAGAAAUUACCAAAAAUCAAAGAUCCAAAGAGACCAGCAUUUAACUUUCCUAGGAUUUUAGGGAUAACUGACAGCCGUAGAAAUGUAAUCUUAACAAACAGAUUGAUACAACUAGUUGAAAAGAGCAGUGAUGUUGAUGUAACUCAGAAUAAGUAUGUGUUAAACGAUGUGGAAUAUAGCACACUAUUUGACAAAGAAGAUGAACUCAUUCAGUUUCAGGAUAUAUCCAAUAUUCUAGUCACAAGUAAUAAGCCCUUGAAACAUGAAAUGGAAGAUUCUGAUACAGAUUUCAUUGAAAUACCAGAUUUAUAUCCUGUAAAGCAUACAGUGACUUUACCACCAGAACAUUUCUAUAAUGAAUCUAGUAAAUACCCAAUUCGAUCAACUGUGUCCAUGAAAUAUCCUCACACCACUUGGUUGCACUAUAAUCCUACACAGGUGAAAAACAUCUAUGAAGAGCCAGUAACUGCUCACCAAGUGCUAGGCCGUUCAUUGACUCAUGCAUUUACUGUUGCAUCAACAUUUGCAAAACAAUUGUAUGGGGAAGAUGUGAAGGAUUUACCUGAACCUAUACAUGUAAAUUGUAUACAAACAGAUGGCCAAAAUUACCAUUUUGGCGUAUUUGAAUUGAAUACAUUAAAUGUUGAUGGCGCAGAGGGCACUAAGAACAAAUGGUAUUGUAAGAAUGAUAUGAAGUUGUACGACUCAAGCUGUUAUUUCAGUGGAAUGCCAUCAUUAGAAAACUACAACCCUAAAGUAUAUGGUUAUAUAAAUGCCUUUUAUAAUUGUUAAGUUAAUUUAAUUACUGUAUUGAAAUAGUGUAAUAAAUAAAUAUAGUUUACAUAAAGUUUUUAUUUCCUUGACUAGCUAGUAUUUAAGAUGUCUGAAGAAAAAGUAUGAUUUAAAUGUAUUCAUGUGUAUAUCUCAUUAUAUUUACAAGAACAUAAAUACAUUUAUUUUCGAUUAGCAUACACAAGUUUACACAUAC